UCUGAAGCCUUUAAAACGCAGAGAGCAGGACAGGUGCGCUUUACAGCACAGCUUGCAUCCCAGUCGAGUUCAGCUAUGUACUCCCGGGCCCAAGACGCAGCAGAGAUGGCCCAGAGCGUGGUUCUGAUUACAGGCUGCUCCUCGGGGAUCGGACUGGCCAUGGCUGUCAAACUGGCCAAGGACCCCCAGCAACGUUUCAAAGUCGUCGCCACCAUGCGGAACCUGGAGAGGCGCGGACCUCUGGAGGAGGCGGCGGGGGAGGAGCUGGGCCAAACGCUGGAGAUCAAGCAGCUGGAUGUGUGCGACGCGGCCUCCAUCCACGCCUGCGUGGAGAGCCUGCCCGACCGGCACAUCGACGUCGUGGUCAACAACGCUGGGGUCGGCAUGAUCGGGCCCAUCGAGUGCCAGAGCAUCGAGGAGAUGAAGGCCGUGUUCGACACCAACUUCUUCGGGGCGGUGCGGGUGAUCAAGGAGGUGUACCCCGACAUGAAGAAGAGGCGCAGUGGGCACAUCGUGGUCAUCAGCAGCGUGAUGGGGCUGCAGGGCAUCAUGUUUAAUGACGUCUACACUGCCUCUAAAUUCGCCAUUGAAGGCUUCUGUGAAAGCCUGGUUAUUCAGGCGCUCAAAUUCAAUGUCUUCAUCAGCCUGAUCGAACCGGGCCCCGUGGUGACGGAGUUCGAGGCCAAGCUGUACGAGGACGCCGAGCACGGCGACUACUCCAGCACUGACCCCGACACGGCCGAGAUGUUCACCAACAUGUACCUCAACAACUCCAAGGUCAUCUUCAACAGCAUCGGGCAGAGCCCCGAGGAAAUCGCAGAGCACCUCCUGAAGGUUCUGACGGCGGAGUUGCCCCCAUUCCGUCACCAGACCAACGCCAUGUACACCCCCCUGACCGCGCUCAAGCACAUCGACCCCACGGGGAACAUGGCCACUGACGCCUUCUACAAGAUGGUCUUCCAGUACGACCGCGUCAUGAAGGCCAGCCUCAUGUGCCUCAAGAUGCUGAGAUGGAAGGCGCAGAAACUGAACAACGGCAUGAAGAUGCUCGGGCUCAAGUGAGAGGUUCUCUCUCUGCGUCUUCCCGGACCCCCUCCUCCCUCGGGCCACCCCCAGGUAACCAGCAAACACCCAACACUGGGACGACACAGCCCACAGCGCUCGUCUCAGCCGCUGCCGAGAGGUUACAGCUGAACCUGCCGUCACUGUGUUGAUACAACAACAACAACAACAACAA
Molecule: messenger RNA, 1237 nt
Organism: Lepisosteus oculatus (spotted gar)
Lineage: Eukaryota; Metazoa; Chordata; Actinopteri; Semionotiformes; Lepisosteidae
Product: retinol dehydrogenase 8-like
Biological process (GO): estrogen biosynthetic process
Cellular component (GO): cytoplasm; cytosol
Molecular function (GO): estradiol 17-beta-dehydrogenase [NAD(P)+] activity
Source: RefSeq, a predicted model, not a curated record